AUGGGUAUCGACUUCACUUAUUUCAAGGGCUCCGGAAACGGAGAGCUGGUUGAGGCUGCUGGUCAUCGUGACCUGGGCCCUACCCAAGUUAGCGUCAAGAUCACUCACUGCGGUGUCUGUGGCACCGAUGAGCACUUCCGUCACGCGGAUCAGGGUCUGGGCCACGAAGGUAUUGGAACCAUUGUCGAGAUUGGGUCCUCUGUCGCGGAAAUGUCCGAGUUCAAAGUUGGAGACCGCGUUGGCAUGGGCUGGUUCCACAAGUUCUGUGGUCAUUGCAUCUUCUGCGUGUCAGGACGUCAAACUCUGUGCAUUCACCGCACAUCUUACGGUAGCGCGGAUCAGGACCAGGGAUGCUUUGGCUCCGCACUGGCUUGGGAUAUCUCGGCCCUCUAUAAGAUUCCUGACUCGAUCGCCUCUGAAGAUGCCGGUCCCUUGAUGUGCGGAGGAGCCACUGUCUGGACUCCUCUGUAUGACUCCGGCGUGAAGCCUGGUGACCGUGUCGGCAUCAUCGGUAUUGGUGGUCUGGGCCACAUGGCCAUUCAGUUCGCUUCCAAGAUGGGUCUUGAAGUGGUUGUCUUCUCAAGUACUGAGUCCAAGAAACAAGAGGCGGUUGGGUUUGGUGCUUCGGAAUUCCACGCUACCAAGGGUCGGGACUCUCUGCAGGGUGUCAAGCCCAUCGAUAUCCUUUUGAUUACUACCAGCGUGAACCCCAAGAUGUCCUUAUACUAUCCUAUCUUGGCAAACGGAGCAAAGAUCUACCCCUUGACCGUGAGCAUGGAGAACCUGGAUGGCGUUUCACCCAUGAACUUGAUCAACGGCAACUACAGCAUUAUCGGCUCCGGAGUUGCGGCGACUGCCAGCAUGAGAGCCAUGUUGGAUUUCGCCGCCAGACACAAGGUUCGCCCGCAGAUUGAGAAAUUCCCCAUGACCAUUACCGGUAUUACGGAUGCUAUGCAGAAGCUGCGUGAUGGUCAAAUGAGAUACCGCGGUGUCCUGGUGGCGCCCUAG
This is a messenger RNA of Penicillium oxalicum, 1008 nucleotides long. Its product is annotated as NAD(P)-dependent alcohol dehydrogenase. Gene Ontology annotation, biological process: alcohol metabolic process. The record is from RefSeq and is a predicted model, not a curated record. The coding region runs from base 1 to 1008 and encodes 335 amino acids. Lineage: Eukaryota; Fungi; Ascomycota; Eurotiomycetes; Eurotiales; Aspergillaceae. Gene Ontology annotation, molecular function: alcohol dehydrogenase (NADP+) activity; zinc ion binding. The transcript has 3 exons.